Molecule: messenger RNA, 3389 nt
Organism: Bufo gargarizans (Asiatic toad)
Lineage: Eukaryota; Metazoa; Chordata; Amphibia; Anura; Bufonidae
Gene: ERCC4
Product: ERCC excision repair 4, endonuclease catalytic subunit
Exons: 13
Coding region: 426-3110 (894 amino acids)
Biological process (GO): double-strand break repair via homologous recombination; resolution of meiotic recombination intermediates; nucleotide-excision repair involved in interstrand cross-link repair
Cellular component (GO): nucleotide-excision repair factor 1 complex
Molecular function (GO): single-stranded DNA endonuclease activity; damaged DNA binding; single-stranded DNA binding
Source: RefSeq, a predicted model, not a curated record
GCUGGCACAGGCUGUGGGGACCAGAGGCAGACGAGGAGACAGUGGUGUGCCCCGAGUCACUGCGGUGUAGUGUGCGGUUACCUGGAGCCAGCCAUUGAUGCCCUGUGCUAUCCAGAGCUCCGCUCCUCCUGGCCCGCGGGUGAAGGAAGUUUUUCUAUGUGCCAGCUGUAUGUAAGUGCCCCUGCAUCCUGUGUGCGAAGUUCUCAUCACCAGGACACUGACAAAGCUCCGUCUGUGCAAAGCAGGGAUUGGCAAGCAAUAUGAAGAAAGUUCAGCCGUUUCUGUGUGGCUGUAGAGAUGCUGGAUACUGAGGAUCAGCCCACGUGAGGAGCGUAUCCUGGUCUACACCACCAUCUCUAUAGUUGACUGCAUUCUUCAGCCACUUGUGACCGGAUUCUGUAGACACCCAAAUUACAGAUUUAUCAAUGGCUCCCCUCCUGGAAUAUGAAAAUCAAAUCUUCCUAGACCUGUUCCAUGAGGAUGGGCUCGUCAUCGCCGCUCGCGGACUUGGCAUUGAUAGAAUCCUGCAGAAUUUCUUGAAGCUUUAUUGUGAUCCUGGGAACUUGGUGCUGGUGCUAAAUACCAAUACUGCAGAGGAGGAAUAUCUGAUUGAACAGAUGAGAUCAGAAGGAGUCACCGACUUGCCACGGAUUGUCACCAAUGAGGUCAGCAGUAACGAGCGCUAUGAUGUAUACACACAAGGCGGAGUACUAUUUGUCACUAGUCGCAUCCUUGUGGUUGAUUUCCUCACUGAUAGGAUUCCAGCCAACUUGAUAACUGGUAUCCUUGUGUAUAAGGCACACAAGAUUAUGGAGUCCUGCCAGGAGGCCUUCAUACUGCGCUUAUAUCGGCAAAAGAACAAGCAGGGCUUCAUAAAAGCCUUCACGGACAAUCCGGUCGCCUUUCACACUGGUUUCUGCCAGGUGGAACGAGUAAUGAGAAAUCUGUUUGUCAGAAAACUUUAUUUAUGGCCAAGGUUUCAUGUGUCUGUGAAUUCAUUUCUGGAGAAACACAAGCCUGAAGUGGUGGAGCUGCACAUCACAAUGACCCCAGCCAUGCUGGCUAUACAAGCAUCCAUAUUGGAUAUAAUGAACGAGUGCCUGAGGGAGCUCAAACGUUACAAUCCUGCUCUAGAAGUGGAAGAUCUGUCCCUAGAGAAUGCCAUUGGCGGGGCCUUUGAAAAGACUAUACGCCAUUACUUGGACCCCUUGUGGCAUCAGCUUGGAGCCAAAACGAAAUCGUUGGUUCAGGAUUUAAAAAUCCUCCGCACUCUUUUACAGUACCUGUCUCAGUACGACUGUGUGACAUUCCUGAAUCUGCUGGAGUCAAUGAGAGCCAGUGAAAAAGCAUUUGGGCAAAAUUCAGGGUGGCUGUUUCUUGACUCGAGUACGUCUAUGUUUGUUCAUGCUCGAGGCCGGGUCUAUAGCGUUCCUGACUCUAAAUCUACCAAAAAAUGUAAAACUGAUGAACCAAAUGAGAAACGGGAUGGAAAGAGAGAGUUGGUUCUAGAAAGCAAUCCUAAGUGGGAAGCUCUGAGUGAGGUUCUGAAAGAGAUUGAAAUGGAGAACAAGACCAGUGAUGCUCUCGGUGGACCAGGCCGUGUAUUGAUUUGUGCCAGCGAUGAUCGUACCUGUGCUCAGCUGAGAGAAUAUAUUGCAGUGGGGGCCGAAGCACUGUUGAUGAGGCUGUACAACAAAACCUUCGGGAAAGAUGAAAAAGCUGCUGAACUGUGGCUGAAGAACCGAAAAACUGUCAAGAAGAAGGAUUCAGGUGCAAGUGGGAAAAAUGCUCGUGCAAAGACGACAAAAGAAGGCACAAAUAAACAGAAAAGAAAUUUAAAGAAGACUGAACUGACUUUAACACAGAUGGUUGGUAAAGCGGAGGAAGAUGAUGUCAAAGAUCAGGAUAGAGAGGAAAGUAUGAGCAUAGAGAGCGGUGUAGAAGAACCGAACUAUGAAGACCUGCAGUUGAAUUUGCCUUCAGACUGUUAUUACGGUGUCUUGAAGGAGCCCCUCACUGUCAUCCAUCCUUUGCAAGGCUGCACUGACCCCUAUGCACUUACCAGAGUACUGCAUGAAGUGGAUCCAAGAUACGUUGUCUUAUAUGAUGCAGAUCUCAGCUUUGUGCGACAGCUUGAGAUAUACAGGGCAAGCAUGCAAAAGACUUUAAGAGUUUAUUUUCUUAUCUAUGGUGGAUCCACAGAAGAGCAGAGAUACCUCACUUCACUCAGGAAGGAAAAAGAAGCAUUUGAGAAGCUGAUUAGGGAGAAGGCCAGCAUGGUAAUCCCUGAGGAAAGAGAAGGAAGAGAUGACACAAACUUGGAUCUUCAGAGAGAUGUUACUCCUGCCUCUAAUGUCACCGAUACCCGUAAAGCUGGAGGCCAGCAGCGGAAGAACGUGCAGCACAACAUCAUUGUGGACAUGAGGGAAUUCCGCAGUGAGUUACCAUCUCUGAUCCACAGACGCGGCAUUGACAUAGAACCUGUCACUCUAGAAGUGGGAGAUUAUAUCCUGACGCCAGACAUAUGUGUAGAGAGAAAAAGCGUGAGUGACCUGAUUGGCUCAUUGAACAAUGGACGUCUCUACACGCAGUGCGUUUCCAUGUGCCGAUACUACAAGCGGCCCAUUCUUCUGAUAGAAUUUGACCCCAACAAGCCAUUCUCUCUCACGUCUCGAAGUUCAAUCCACCAGGAAAUUUCUGUGAAUGACAUCACCUCAAAAAUCACCCUCCUCACUCUGCACUUUCCUAGACUUCGUAUUCUGUGGUGUCCGUCACCUUAUGCCACCGCAGAACUGUUUGAGGAGCUGAAGCAGAACCGGCCACAACCUGAUGCUGCGACCGCCAUGGCUAUUACUGCUGACUCGGAAACCAUCCCAGAAUCUGAGAAAUAUAAUCCAGGCCCUCAGGACUUCCUUCUCAAAAUGCCAGGGGUUAAUGCCAAAAAUUGUCGAGCCAUAAUGAAUCAUGUAAAGAACAUAGCAGAGCUGACAACGCUAUCUCUAGAGAGGUUGUCUGAGAUUCUCGGGAACUCUAACACAGCAAAACAACUUUAUGAAUUCAUUCACACGUCUUACGCCGAGGCAGUUUCCCAGGGGAAAGCCAAACGUUGAUGUAUUCUUACAGAGAAUAUUUAUUUUUUUAAUAUUUGUAGCUGUUCUUACUUUUCAUCAUCUAACGGCUGAUGACAAAUAUUUUAUUCCUAUGUAAAUAAUGAGAUUCUGUCCUAAUUACAGUAUGUAUCAUUUGUAAACUUGCUAAUAUAGAUGCAAAAAUAAUACGAUUUUCUCAUUAACAGCACAGUUAAAAGGGUUUUACUAGAUUUUUGAACUGAUGACCGAUCCUCUGGAUAGUAUUCCAAUCAAAGUUGACGGCAGCAUAUCCAUUAGAAG